Molecule: messenger RNA, 733 nt
Organism: Botrytis sinoallii
Lineage: Eukaryota; Fungi; Ascomycota; Leotiomycetes; Helotiales; Sclerotiniaceae
Exons: 3
Coding region: 151-597 (148 amino acids)
Molecular function (GO): protein binding
Source: RefSeq, a predicted model, not a curated record
CCAAGAUUAAUAAUCUUCAGCCCCGAAUCUUACUGUAUCAAAAUUAUAGAUACAUAUAUCUUACAUAUAAACUCGACAUCCAAUACCUAAUACUUGAAUUAUCAUUGACCUUCCCUCCUCGAAGUAAUCAUUCUCAACUGUCGUCCAAAGAUGUCCGAUCCAAACCCUUCAAACGGCGCAACGGUCGCCUCACUCCCACCCGCAGCCAUAGCUUUAGCAACCAGGAUGUACGACGCAGCUCGAAAUGGGGAUGUCGAGAUUUUCGAACAAGCUUUACCUCGAGGACUACCGGCUAAUAUGACAAAUGAGAAAGGUGAUAGUCUCAUAAUGUUAGCAGCCUACCACGGUCAUGCACCACUCGUUCGACUUCUUCUUCAGCAUGGUGCGAAUUCCAACUCAUUGAAUGAUCGAGGACAAUCUCCUUUAGCAGGUGCUGUCUUCAAGGGAGAAUCUGAAGUUAUCGAGGCAUUACUCGAAGGCAAUGCAGAUCCAGAACAUGGUUCUCCAAGCGCAAUGAGAGCCGUAGAAUUAUUCAAGCAAGAAGAGAAAUGGCUAAAGAAGUUUGAGGAGGCGCCUGGCAGAGGAAAGGCUUUGUAGAGAAUAGGAAUAGGGUACGGUGUUUUCGUUCAGACGAUAAUCGGGUCUCGAGAGGUGUUAGGUCUUCUAGGUUAUGUACACUAUUUGACAUUGAAUCUGCAGUACGUUUCCGUAUUGUCAUAAUAAUCAAUUGCUG